Messenger RNA from Raphanus sativus (radish), 1370 nucleotides. Its product is annotated as serine/threonine-protein phosphatase PP1. Lineage: Eukaryota; Viridiplantae; Streptophyta; Magnoliopsida; Brassicales; Brassicaceae. The record is from RefSeq and is a predicted model, not a curated record. Gene Ontology annotation, cellular component: nucleus; cytoplasm. Gene Ontology annotation, molecular function: protein serine/threonine phosphatase activity. The coding region runs from base 140 to 1108 and encodes 322 amino acids. The transcript has 4 exons.
AACUAACUGCACAAAAAGGACCAAUCAAAUCAAUCAGAGUCAUCUGACAGAGCCGGUCGUCUCUUCUCCUCCUCGGGGCUCCACCAACGCCGAAGGCAAAGAGCUUCGCACUUGAAAUCUCCACUCGUUUUAAUCGGAGAUGGCGGAGAAGCCGCCGGCGCAGGAGCAGGAGCAGCAGAAGCGAGCGAUGGAACCGGCGGUUCUGGACGAUAUAAUCAGGAGAUUGGUUGAGUUUAGGAACACGAGGCCUGGAUCGGGGAAACAAGUACACCUCAGCGAAGGUGAAAUCCGACAGCUCUGUGCUGUCUCUAAAGACAUCUUUCUUCAACAACCCAUUCUCCUCGAACUCGAAGCUCCCAUCAAGAUCUGCGGUGAUAUUCAUGGGCAGUACUCAGACCUAUUGAGGCUCUUCGAGUAUGGAGGCUUCCCUCCUGACGCCAACUAUCUCUUCCUAGGCGACUACGUCGACCGCGGCAAGCAAAGCCUUGAGACGAUAUGCCUACUCCUAGCUUACAAAAUCAAGUACCCUGAGAACUUCUUCUUGCUGAGAGGGAACCACGAAUGUGCCUCCAUCAACCGUAUCUACGGGUUCUACGACGAGUGCAAACGCAGGUUCAACGUCAGGCUCUGGAAAAUAUUCACGGAUUGCUUCAACUGUCUCCCCGUGGCCGCCUUGAUCGACGAUAGAAUACUGUGCAUGCACGGUGGGAUCUCCCCGGAGCUGACGAGCUUGGACCAGGUCAGGUGCAUCUCGCGCCCCAUGGAUAUCCCUGACUCGGGUUUGGUGUGUGAUUUGCUUUGGUCGGAUCCUAGUGGAGACGUCAAAGGCUGGGGAGCGAACGACCGUGGCGUUUCGUAUACUUUUGGAGCUGACAAAGUUGCGGAGUUUUUGCAGAAGAAUGACAUGGACCUUAUCUGUCGUGCCCACCAGGUUGUUGAAGAUGGUUAUGAGUUCUUUGCGGAAAGACAGGUUGUUACUGUGUUUUCAGCUCCCAACUAUUGCGGAGAGUUUGACAAUGCUGGCGCAAUGAUGAGUAUUGAUGAGAGCUUAAUGUGCUCGUUCCAGAUUCUAAAGCCGUCUGAGAUUAAGAGAUCUACGUUUCAAUGACAAACAAUUAUCCACGAUUCAAGUUAACAAUACUCCAAAAGCUGCACUCGGGCGAAAGGAGCUGGAGCAAGAAGAAGAAAAAAUUAAUGGCGAAGAUAGACACAUUGCGUAUCAGACACAGAGACGGUCUCGAAACUGAGUAACAACUCAGGUUUCUGCUGUGAUGUGUGUGUGUUCUUAUAUAUUCUUUCUAAAUACCACAUGUUUCUUCUUUGUACCCUCUCUUAUUUAUUAUUGAAAACCCAAAACAUCUUUUAGCGUC